Phytophthora sojae is the source of this 351-nucleotide messenger RNA. RefSeq lists its product as hypothetical. The record is from RefSeq and is a predicted model, not a curated record. The transcript has a single exon. The coding region runs from base 1 to 351 and encodes 116 amino acids. NCBI's taxonomy places the organism in Eukaryota, Oomycota, Peronosporomycetes, Peronosporales, Peronosporaceae.
AUGACCCCGCAAAACGCCCGCCAGCGCCGCUCAGCGCGGUUUGCCUGCCGCGACGACCGCGUUUGGCGUGUAGGCCGGCCAAGCGCUCCAGUGCCACGUCUCGUUGCAACAGGAGGCGCUGACGGGAGUGACGACAAGAGCGAUGACGAUAACUUCAUCGCCACAGGCGGGAUUGGCAAUGCCCCAGCCGUACCGACGGCAGAUGCCUCUGUGGUGCGACGCCUCUGGGCAACACGCCACAUCAACCAAGUCACUUUCUAUCUAAUCCAGUGGGAGGGCUACGACGAGAUCACAUGGGAGCUCGUCGCCAGAUUUGAGGUCGCCAACCGCGACUCAGUGUGGGAGUAUUAG